GAAAUCAUAAGCUGACAUGGGAAAGAGGUGCCUUUGGGAUUCCUCAAUAAAAUUGCCGUCUAUCUCUAUGAUUCUCCUUCAAAUCUAAUAUAUCAUAAAAUACCGGCGAGAGAAAGAAAACCCUAAUUCGAUAAUUAGCUCGUUGCCAUCGAAGAACAAGAAGAGAGAUUUUGAGCGAGGUAGAAAGCAGCAACAAUGGGAAAGAAAAAGAAGAGAGUAUCGUCAAAAGUUUGGUGCUAUUAUUGCGAUCGGGAAUUUGAUGACGAGAAGAUUCUAGUUCAGCAUCAAAAGGCAAAACACUUCAAGUGUCAUGUUUGUCACAAGAAGCUCUCCACCGCCGGUGGCAUGGCCAUCCAUGUCCUUCAGGUCCACAAAGAGAGCGUCACAAAGGUUCCCAAUGCAAAACCUGGAAGAGAAUCAACUGAUAUUGAAAUAUAUGGAAUGCAAGGAAUCCCUCCUGAUAUAUUGGCUGCACACUAUGGAGAAGAAGAAGAAGAGGCUCCGUCAAAAGUUGCCAAACCUGAUGUUACAUCUGCUCCGCUUGGUGUAAUGCCAGGCCCAUUAGGUGUUGGAUAUUCUCCACAAACUUUAGGUGCAAUGCAGCCAAUUUACAAUUCUGCGGUGCCAGUUCCUCCUGCUGGCUGGCCUGUUCCUCCUCGACCCACAUGGUUCCCACAAUCUACUGCAGUUUCAAUUCCACCUACUGCUUCAGUAGGAUAUGCACAACAGCCAUUGUUCCCCGUGCAAAAUUUGAGGCCGCCUCUGCCCCCAGCUACAUCUCCUGCCCUUCAAGCUUCCCAAGUAACUCCUCCUGGAAUGCCCUCUUCCACACCACCCAUUCCUGUAUCACAGCCAUUAUUUCCUGUUGUUAACAAUAAUUUGCCUCAAAGUUCACCAUUUUCUGCACCUUUACCUUCAACCAAUAUACCAUCAAGCUCCUCUGCAGAAGCAAAAGGUUCUGUGGAUGUGCAUUCAGGGGUUAAUAGUUCUCUGACAACUAGCUAUCACAAUCCAAGUAUUCCAGGUGGGACAUUAGCAAAUUCACAUUCUUAUGCCUCUGGUCCAAAUACUGGUGGUCCUUCCAUUGGACCGCCCCCUGUAAUUGCUAACAAAGCUCCUGUGACGCAGCCUGCUGUUAAUGAGGUCUAUUUAGUUUGGGAUGAUGAGGCCAUGUCCAUGGAGGAAAGAAGAAUGUCCUUGGCAAAGUAUCAGGUGCAUGAUGAAACUAGCCAGAUGAGUUCAAUUGAUGCAGCCAUUGACAGAAGGAUACUGGAAAGCCGACUCGCAGGUCGAAUGGCAUUUUAGAUCAACUGAUGAUCAUGUAUUAAUUGCUGGAUAUUACAGAAUUCACAUUAACUGCGAGAGGGAGGGGAGUCGUGCAGAAACGUCAUUGCUUGGAUCCUGCAGAUAACCAAUCCUGUAUGUUGUAUUCUUUGUGAGACUGAGUUAGACGAGAGCCAUUCUUUAGUUUAUAACAGAAAUGUUUCGAUAGAUGCUGGGCGAUUCUGCUUUUUUUUAUCUUUCUUUUUCUUUGUUAAUCUAUCGGAAGUAUGUUAGGAUAUAGAUUUUGAGUUUGCCUUGGCUAAUGGUGUUGAAUUUUUCAAUUCCUUCUUUAUUUGUAACUUAAUUGAAGUCAUUUAUUUUUUUGGUGGCAUCAGAAUGAAUUUACAUUCUUCA
Molecule: messenger RNA, 1677 nt
Organism: Jatropha curcas
Lineage: Eukaryota; Viridiplantae; Streptophyta; Magnoliopsida; Malpighiales; Euphorbiaceae
Gene: SUF4
Product: zinc finger (C2H2 type) family protein
Biological process (GO): regulation of DNA-templated transcription
Cellular component (GO): nucleus
Molecular function (GO): DNA binding
Source: RefSeq, a predicted model, not a curated record